GAGGGGAGGAGGACUACAGGGAGCCCCCCCUCCCUCCCCUCGGUCCGUAUCCUCAUAGAGGCGGGUGAAAGGAGAGCUGCUGCCUUCCUGCGACUGAGGAACCCUUCCCCUUCCAAGGCCCUCGGGGAGGGACUCUCUGGGGUCUGGCCAUGCGGAGCAGGGGGUAGCAGAAUGAGACCCCGGACCCUCGCCUCGGCCCUUGAUCUCUGUAUGCAAUGGACACUGAUCUCAGUUCCCAAGACAGGAAGGACUUGGACAAGUUUAUCAAAUUUUUUGCCUUGAAGACUGUACAAGUGAUUGUCCAAGCCCGACUUGGAGAAAAGAUUUGUACUCGAUCCUCAUCCUCACCAACAGGCUCUGAUUGGUUCAAUUUGGCAAUCAAAGAUAUACCAGAAGUUACUCAUGAAGCAAAAAAAGCCUUGGCAGGACAGCUGCCUGCUGUUGGGCGGUCUAUGUGUGUGGAAAUCUCUCUCAAAACCUCUGAGGGGGAUUCCAUGGAGCUUGAAAUCUGGUGUUUAGAGAUGAAUGAAAAAUGCGAUAAAGAAAUUAAAAUUUCCUACACUGUGUAUAAUAGACUGUCUCUAUUGCUGAAAUCCUUGCUUGCUAUAACAAGGGUGACUCCUGCCUAUAGACUUUCAAGGAAGCAAGGUCAUGAAUAUGUAAUAUUGUACAGAGUGUAUAUAUUUUUGAUGGGGGUUAUGUAGGGUUUCAGAACAGUCCGUGUUGGGACAGUGGUACUCUAUUGGGCACCAUCACUUGUUCCGUGCUUAUAGAAGCAACUUAGCUUUCUGUCUACCAGGCAGUUUGAGAGGACCCACCUAUCAUGGGGAUUAUCAUUGAUCCUUGUGGACCGUCCCUACCCCAGCUCCUCACCCAUGCACCCCUGCAAUUACAGAACUGGUGAGGAAAAUGUAGUUGCAUACCCUUCUGUGGAAGAUUCCCAAGAAGCAUGUACUACUUCUUUUUCUACUUCUCCACCAUCCCAGCUCUCCAGCUCUCGUCUUUCUUAUCAGCCUGCAGCCUUGGGAGUUGGAUCAGCUGACUUGGGCUAUCCAGUGGUCUUUGCUGGCGGCUUGAGUGCUGCACAUCCUCAGCAGUUGGUUGUUCCAGGGAAAGAUGGAGGAGUGCCCUUAAUUCCUAGUCAACCAAUGCAUGGAACUCAGGCUGAUCAUGAAAGAAUGGUAACAUGCACUCCUUUGGAUGGAGGCCACUAUUCUGCUGUUACUCCAUCCAGCAGUGAGGACACAGAAACGGUAUCUAAUAGUAGUGAAGGAAAGAGUGGAUCUCCUCAUGACCUCUUGGAGACCAUCUUUGUCCGGAAGGUGGGAGCCUUUGUCAAUAAGCCCAUCAAUCAGGUGACCAUGGCCAGUUUGGACAUUCCUUUCGCUAUGUUUGCUCCCAAGAACAUUGAGCUGGAAGAUAAUGACCCCAUGGUGAAUCCUCCUGGCUCUCCAGAAACUGAGUCUCCUCUCCAGGGCAGUCUACAUUCAGUGGGCUCCAGUAAUAGCAGCAGUGGAAACAUCCAUGACGAUUUUGUUAUGGUAGAUUUUAAACCAGCAUUUUCUAAAGAUGACAUCCUCCCAAUGGACUUGGGGACAUUUUAUCGUGAGUUUCAGAAUCCUCCUCAGCUCAGCAGCCUUUCCAUUGAUAUUGGGGCUCAAUCCAUGGCAGAAGAUCUGGACUCACUUCCAGAGAAACUGGCAGUCCAUGAGAAAAAUGUCAAAGAAUUUGAUGCCUUUGUAGAGACUUUACAGUAAAGUUGAGCCUCUUCUACAACAACAGCACCAAACUUCCUCUUGGACACCUUGGAAAAGGAAGCCCAUAAAUUGUGCCUCCUUCUUCUCUCAAUGUCUUGUGAUGCCCUGUCAGCCCAUUUACUAGGCACUGAUUGCUUUGAUCCAUCAGAUGGAGAAACAAUUAUAUGUCUUUGAACUUGACCUUGGAAUGGGGAUGGAUUUCUUUCCUCUCAGUUUCAAGUUUAUACAGUAUGUAAUACAAUGCAUUAGGAAAAGAAGAUCAAGGCCCUUUUUUCCAUUCUCUGGUCUGAUUCAAGACGUUCCAGAGCUGCUUCCUGCAUCAACUAGGUUAUAAGAUCUGCUUUCUAAAGGGCAUUAUUUUCAUUUGCAUUGCAUUACCACCAGGCAGAAUAUACUCUGACUGAACCUAACUGUCUUGAGGAUUGGACAGAUUCUGCUAGAAUGGGUUCAAACACCAGCUUAGCAGAAUCAGCCUGUCUUCAACAAGUACAAUUAAGGCAUUAGGGCAAGGAACAAAUGUUUACCUUUAGUGCUCUAAACAAGGCAAAUACAAUUUUGCAUACAUGUAUGUCGGAAGCAGUAAGUGAUGGACCAGUGUGAUGUACGGUUGGAAAGCAAUCCACAAAAACAGAAAGAAAUGCUUUCUGUAUAUUACCUGCCAACACAAGUGUAUGUCAAUAUAAUACUUCCCCAAGGGCACAGACAAAAUGUGUGGCAUUUGGAGAUGAUUUCACUAAGAAGUUGUAAAUAAUGAGUUAGGAAUCCUAAUUCUCUAGGGUUAUUUAAUUAGGGGUCUUUAGUCCAAAGUUCUUUUCUUGAUUCCCUCUCAGAUGUUGCUGCUCUAUAAUAAGAUAAAUAAGAAAAAUAUUUAUUACUCUAAAGGAAACCUAUAUUUAAAGAAAAAAAUGUAUGUGAUGUUUUCACUUUGUCAUGCAGUCAUAUUGGCUGCCCUGUCCUUGUAUAAGAGUCCUGUACCAAACAAUCCUUUUCUCUCCCCCUCCAACCCCCCCCCAACUCCACAGAGUAUACCAUAAUAUCUAUUUUCAGAAACAGACAUGAAUAUUCUGGGAAAAUCCUCUCUCUUGGAAGCUGAUUUGAUUUCCAUUCUGCCCUGUUAAGAGUCCAUGGAUGUCAUAAAUAAAAUGCACAAGAUGGUGCAGUGAAUUUCCAGGAAGUUUUUUAAAAGCUGGAUUUUGACAGUCUAGGAAAAUAAGCUCAGUGUGAUCUACCAUUAGAAAAUAGCUUAUUCAAAGAAGCACAUUUUAAAGAGAUUUGUGGUAGUUAGGUUUUGAUUUGGCUAGAGGUUUAUUUUUGUAGUGAGCUAGCCAUUAAGCAGUGUGGUUGGCUGGCAUUGCUGUAUCUUGUUAUCUGUUCUGCAUCCUUCAUCAAGUAUGAGGAAAGGAAGAGAUGAAGCAGUAUAUGCACAAGCUCAGGGAUAAGCUGGACUCUGGGCACAACUCAUUUUUGCUAUUUUAAAUCAGGCUAAGGCUGCAGUCCUGUACAAAAUCCUUUGGAAGUAAGUCUCAUUAAACACAGAAAUUUACUUCUGAGUAUAUAUGCUAAGAGUUGCACUGUAAAAUGCUGAAGAAAGCCCAUUUAUCCCUCCUCUACUAUUGCCUGCUAUCUUAGAUUUUAUUUCUUAAUAACUGUAGGCCUUUUUACAUUUGAAGGACUUCGGUGGCUUCCUGAUUAAAAUAGAUGUUAAUUCCACAAAGUGCAGUGCGCCAUUCUUCAACCUGAAAGGGAUAUUUGGAAGAGGAUUGAGAGCAAUGAUACUUGUCUAACCAUGUAGUCUCUGGAGCUUUUUAAUCCUUGCUGCUUCAUAGAAAACAGCUGAAGGCUCAAUUUCUUGCCUUCUAGCAAAUUUGUUUUGCAUUACUUACUCAAAUUGUGAGAGGCUUAUUGAUACAGACUUGAAAGUGACAUUUAAGAUUUUUAUUCAAAUUAAAUAGCAAGCAAUAUCAUUACAUGUCAUUGAUCAUGAAAAACACACUUAAAUCCAGUUUCUGACUUAAAUUGCUCUGAUGUAGUUAUCUCUUGCCACAAAUGAUAUCUACAUCAAAACAGCCCGAAAGGCAUCUCAGAAUCUGCAGGAGAGAAAUAUUACAAUUCUUAGUCACAAUGUGUGCAUAAUUUAGGGCCUUAGCUCUCAGGCUAAAGCUUUUAUCCUUCCUGCCAGCCUGGAAUAUGAACACAUGUACGCUACAUUGUAUUCCUUGUGUUUCCAAUGAAGUGUCCAAGACGAGUGAUAAUCUUGAUAUAGAGCCAGUCUUCCUUGUCUAAACAGGUUGGUUUUAAAGCAUAAACACCAGAAGAACCUGUUUAGGAAAAUCAAAAAACAUUUGGCAGUGUUCAGGUAUGUUAACUGCUUGCAGUUAAAUUGUUCAUGCUGUGAUGAUCAAAUUGAAUUUUUCCUGCCAACUAUGUUGAGCUUAAUAGGUUGCUGGUAUGUAUUUUGUGCUCCCCAAAAGAAACUGUAGAUACAUCUCAGGAUACUUAAAACAUAGUCGUUUUAUUAGUCUGGUGUAUUUUGUCUGUAUAUAUUCAUGAGGCCUUCAUGUGAAGCUAUUUAGAAUAACCUUCAGCCUUUGCUCUAUGUUUUUACUUGUCUAGUAAAUGAUUUGAGAAUUCCUGAUCCAGAGAUUUCUGAACUUUGUUUCUAAUAGUCCAUGUGGAAGACCAUAAGAGUACACACAAACUGAAACGUACUGAGCUUUUUGUUCUUGUCGUUUUUACACUAAUAGAAUGACCAUCUUUUGAGCAUUUUGAGACAUGUCUCCAGUUUCUUCAGUAGAUUCCAUUGGAUACUUAAGUAUUUUGUGCAUCUUCCUACUCAGGAUCUUUCCUAUCACAGUGAUCCUUUCCUUGAUCCUCAUUUUUAUACUGUGAUGGUUGAAGGAGGGCAAGCACAAAGAUUGCUUGUGCAGUUUUAGAUUAAAAGUCACAACUGUAUCUCUGAAGGGAACUGCCAUAGUAGACUGCUUCUGCUGGUAAUAGUUGUCAAGGGAUAGAGAAUGUACAGAGCGGCUGGGUUUUCUCAGAAUAAUGAACGACAUUCUGUGUGGUUUUUGGAACACUGACACCUUGCUUAUUCUAAAAGUAAAUUGCUCCUUAGUUCUGCCUUAUCAACACAUUAAUUUACUAGCUGAAAUCAAACCUGCUCAAGGAAGGAUCCAGUUUUUGCAGAAUUUCAAAGAAAAAUACUGACCACUUACUUAACCUUGUUCUGUACUAUAAUUAAAAUGCUUAUGUUGAAGGGGAAAGAUCCUAAAUUACAUUUCUUUGGAAAUAGUUUUCAGAGUACUUCAACAUGUAUUAAUAUAAUUUACAAUAAAACUUUUAUGUAUGUUACUCUUAAA
Sceloporus undulatus (fence lizard) is the source of this 5116-nucleotide messenger RNA. It is a transcript of the gene ATG13, whose product is annotated as autophagy related 13. NCBI's taxonomy places the organism in Eukaryota, Metazoa, Chordata, Lepidosauria, Squamata, Phrynosomatidae. Gene Ontology annotation, cellular component: phagophore assembly site; Atg1/ULK1 kinase complex; cytosol. Gene Ontology annotation, biological process: mitophagy; piecemeal microautophagy of the nucleus; protein localization to phagophore assembly site. The transcript is spliced from 17 exons. The record is from RefSeq and is a predicted model, not a curated record.